Molecule: messenger RNA, 832 nt
Organism: Bactrocera oleae (olive fruit fly)
Lineage: Eukaryota; Metazoa; Arthropoda; Insecta; Diptera; Tephritidae
Source: RefSeq, a predicted model, not a curated record
AUUCAGAGUAUUUUCCCGGAUAUACAGAAUAAUUAUUUGAAUCAUGAAUGGCUUAGUCAACGGGCGAUUUUGGCAGCCAAAAACGUUGAUGUUGACGAAAUUAACUUCCAGAUACAACAGUUGUUACCAGGCGAUCUGAUGUCUUUUAAAUCAAUCGAUACUGUUUUUGAUGAAAAUGAAAGUGUAAAUUUUCCGAUUGAAUUUUUAAAUUCAUUAGAUAUCCCUGGAAUGCCACCACAUAAUCUUCGAUUGGUCCCCCUAUUAUUCUCCUCCGUAAUUUGAAUCCACCUCAAUUAUGUAACGGUACGCGUUUGGUCAUCAAAAAGAUCACCAUAAACAUUCUUGAAGCAACCAUUUUGGCUGGGAAGUUUAAAGGAAAAGUAGUCCUGCUGCCACGUAUUCCGAUGAUACCAUCAGAUUCUACCAUACCCUUCAAAAGGCUACAGUUUCCAAUUCGUUUAGCUUUCGCCAUGUCUAUAAAUAAAUCUCAAGGUCAAAAAUUGUCCAUUUGUGGUUUAGAUUUGGAAAAUCCAUGUUUUUCUCAUGGGCAACUAAUGUUGCGUGUUCACGUGCUGGGAAACCGUCGAAUAUAUUUGUGUUAGCUAAAGACAGGUUAACCAAAAACAUUGUGCAUCGAUUGGUGUUAAAUUAAAUUGAAAAUGAAAGUAUUUAUAAUUCAAAAAAAUAGAUAUUAAUGUUUAAAAGUUUAAGACUGUCUGCCUUGCCUACCUCAUUCAUGAGUUUAAGCGUCACAUGUUAUUUACUGUAUUAUACUGUAAUAUACUUAUUUGUUAUAAAAAUAAAUGGAAAUAAUAAAUGUGAUAAAUUUUUA